This is a messenger RNA of Aplosporella prunicola CBS 121167, 443 nucleotides long. RefSeq lists its product as uncharacterized. The coding region runs from base 95 to 379 and encodes 94 amino acids. The transcript has a single exon. NCBI's taxonomy places the organism in Eukaryota, Fungi, Ascomycota, Dothideomycetes, Botryosphaeriales, Aplosporellaceae. The record is from RefSeq and is a predicted model, not a curated record.
AACCACCCUCCAUCUGUCCCUGUAUCUAUCCAUCGCGCACUGCACUGCAGCAUCUCUUCAACCACCACAGCACGCGCAACCGUCUCCCUUUGCAAUGUCGCCUCGCCGUUUCCAGCCAGCUGCGCGGGGGCUAAUAAAAAAAGCUAAGAAAAACAAUCCAAAGAAAGAAAAAUUCUCCCCUCUCAUUCCUCAUCUCUCUUCUCAAUCGAGUACUUCAAUUUCUUUGUCUCCCAGCAUCCGUCCAUUCCAGUUUCUUUGUCUCGCCUCUUCAGCCUCGCUAUCUAUAUCGCCGGAACGGACGAGCGACCUGAUCCGGCGUUCUUUGUUUGUGUGCUUCUUUGUUUGUCUCGGGUCCGUGGUUCGCGGUGUUUUCCUUUAGGAACUCUCGGGGCUCAACGCUCACUGUCGCGACCAAGCAAUGGAAGACAGUGUUUGCGACACCA